Molecule: messenger RNA, 3159 nt
Organism: Penicillium malachiteum
Lineage: Eukaryota; Fungi; Ascomycota; Eurotiomycetes; Eurotiales; Aspergillaceae
Product: NRPS-like enzyme
Exons: 3
Coding region: 1-3159 (1052 amino acids)
Source: RefSeq, a predicted model, not a curated record
AUGAAAUCAUCAGACAAUCAGGGCCGGCUUCUUAUGCAGGUGCUAGAUGAUUUAGCUAAAGAUUCCCCUACUUCAUUAUAUUGCAUUCAUCCAUCCUCUCAAGUCAGUGAGAAUGAUUGGUGUCGUAUCUCCGUUUACCAAUUUUCUCAAGCUGUUGACCGAUUGGCUUGGUGGAUCGACCGGAAACUGGGCGAGCAAAAAGAGCAACAAGUCCUGGCCUACAUUGGUGCCAAUGAUUUGAGAUAUGGAGCAUUCAUGCUAGCGUGUAUGAAAGUGGGACAUGCCGCUCUGCUCCUUUCGACUCGAAACUCUCAAGAAGCCCAGCGACAUCUUCUACAGUCUACUAGGUGUUGCAUCCUCGUAGACGGAAGCGAAAAGGCACAGUUGAAACACCUACUCGAUGACCUUGAGUCCAACUAUGCUGAUGUCCCACUUGACCGAUGGAAAAUUGACUCAAUGUGGGAUGUCUUCUCAUCAGAAUCAGUUCUGCCGUACCCCUACAGUCUGCAAUUUUCCAAUGUUGAGGACCUUCCUGCUCUCAUCAUCCAUAGUUCUGGCACUACUGGAAAUCCUAAGCCUAUCACAGUAACCCAUGGAUACUUGGCUACUCUAGAUAACAUGAGGUCCCUUCAUGUGCCUCCAGGACGCCAAUCCAGUCAGAUGUGCCUACUCCAACAGGGAAACCUACGCUUUUUCUCCAAUCCACUUUUUCAUUUCAUGGGAAUUGUUUGUAUUUCCGAGAGCCUGUUCUUUCAAACGCCUUUCUUGCUUGCACCCGAUCGUCCAUUAACCACGAAAUUAUUUGCUCGGAUCAUGGACAUGGAUUAUAGUCCCACCUGGGGACUCUUCAGUCCAUAUAACCUUGAGGAGCUUGCGGCAUCCGAGGAAGGGCUUCAAGCACUUAGGAAGCUUUCUGCCGUCAAUUAUGGCGGGGCCCCUAUGGCACAGGCUACAGGGAAGAAGUUAUCGUCAAUUCUUCAGUUGCAAACCAUAAUUGGAAGCAGUGAAACUUCUUAUACACCUGGACUGCUCUGCAGGGAUCCCUCGGACUGGUGCUAUCACGAGUGGAACCCAGCAUUCCAGCUACGCAUGGAAGAUGUGGGGGAAGGUCUAUGGGAGCUGGUCUUGCCAAGGCCGAAGCUACGAAGCUUUCAUGGUAUCUUUCACACGUAUCCACAUCUGGAAGAAUAUCGAACUGGUGAUCUCUUCCGUCCUCAUCCCUCUAAGCCUGGACUCUGGCGGUAUGAUGGCCGGGGAGACGAUAUCAUUGUCUUGAGUAAUGGGGAGAAAUUCAACCCCAUUGAGGCAGAGAAGGUGAUUGAGUCUCACUCUUUUGUUAAACACGCCGCUAUAUUUGGUCGGGAUCGAUUUCAAGCGGCGUUGCUGGUAGAGCCAGUCUGGGAAGAAUUGCCUUCUUCUUGGACACCUAACGAUCUGAAGCGGACGCUCUGGCCUUUGGUCGAACAAGGAAAUGGACUUUUACCAGCCCACGGGAAAGUCUUUGAAAGUCACAUUGCUUUCAGCUCUCAAAAUAAACCUUUUGCGUUGUCACCUAAAGGAACACUCCGGCGCCGCGAGAUUGCCAACACAUACGAGAUAAUCUUAAGCGAGCUUUACACAUCCAAGAAGAUCGAGGUGCAAACUUCUAGGCAUGUCGAAGAGGCUCCAGGAACUAAACUCCCGGAGAUUCAGCAAUGGAUUCAAUAUCAAGUGGCGCACGUCCUCGCUCAGGACACCAUCAGCCCAGAGAGCGAUCUAGCCGCUCUGGGGAUGGAUUCGCUUCAGGUCGUCCGCCUUGGCCAAAUCUUGCAACAUGCUGAAGAUAAAUUGCAUUUGCGUCCAGAAAGGGACGAUUGGACCAGUGCCAUGAUUUACGAUCUGGAAAGUAUCCCACUACUAGCCCAGGCUCUAUACAAGCGCAUCCAUGGGUCCCCCCUUGUAAGAGAUUCAAAUCCAGCACAUGUCUGGACACGGGAGGAUAAUUUGAUAAAAUCAAUCUGGCAGCAAGCACAGUUCCUUGGUUCUGGUGGAUUGACAGUAGUCUUGACUGGUUCAACUGGCGAGCUGGGUAGCUACAUCCUCAACAUGCUAUUGCAGGAUCCAUCAAUCACAAACAUAUAUUGUCUAAAUCGAUCUGCCGAUGCAGCAGAGCGACAAGUCGCGAGCUUCGAGAAGAAGAAUCUGUCUUCUACCUGGUUAACAGAGACGUCUCGGGUGCAGUUCUGGCUGAGCAGCCUAGGGGACGAAUACUUGGGUCUGACACCAGAAAAGUACAGUUUUCUGGAGAAUAGCGUGGAUAUCGUUAUACACAAUGCCUGGCUUGUCAACUUUAACCAGCCAAUUGCCAACUUUGAGACUCAGAUCGUUGGAGUCCGACGACUAUUGAAACUGAUUGAACACUCCUCUAACAAUGCAGAUUUCCAUUUUGUCUCUUCUAUCUCAGCCGUCAUGGGCCAGCCUAUGGCUCCUGGCUCAACUAUUCCAGAGGCCCUGUCGGGAAUACAAGGCCCACUUCAGCAGGGGUAUGGAGAGUCAAAGUUUGUUGGCGAAAGUCUCUGCCAAAUAGCAUCUGGUCGUAGCGGGUUGCGCAUUGCAAUCCAUCGCGUCGGUCAGCUUGGUGGGCCAUCUAACCCCGACGCGGGCAUGUGGAACACCCGUGAUUGGCUUCCAUCUCUGGUGCGGUCGUCGCAAACCAUGACAAAGCUGCCUGAUAGCUUGGGGCCAUUUCAAGUGGACUGGCUUCCGAUCGAUUCUGCUGCUCGCAUAAUGACGGAGAUUGUCCGGAAACACCGUGACCGAACUGAUCCCGAAUUCAAAGUCUACCAUAUCACAAACCCGAGGAUAACAGAGUGGAAAUCACUUAGCGGACUAGUGGCCGGAGCAUGCGAUGCUAAUAUCGUUUCCCUCGACGAAUGGGUUCAAACCCUGGAGCUCUUGGUUACAAGUGGAGAUGCCGAUCUCCGUAAGCUUCCUGCUGCAGGACUAUUGGAUUUCUUCCGAAUGCUCGUCAAUCAGCAAAGUUAUACAAUGCCAGCCAUGGAAGUCGCAAAUACCCAAGAGGCCUCGCUAACUUCGCGCGAAAUUGGCCCAGUUGAUAAGGAGAUUAUGACGGUGUGGUUACGACAGUGGAAGGAAUUGAUGCCAGAAUUGGUGAUUUGA